Anopheles maculipalpis is the source of this 1403-nucleotide messenger RNA. It is a transcript of the gene TMS1, whose product is annotated as serine incorporator 1. The transcript has 4 exons. Bases 53 to 1402 code for a protein of 449 amino acids. Lineage: Eukaryota; Metazoa; Arthropoda; Insecta; Diptera; Culicidae. The record is from RefSeq and is a predicted model, not a curated record. Gene Ontology annotation, cellular component: membrane.
AAACUAUAGUGGGUCAACUGUAUCGAACCAGUAAAAAGCAAGAGGUUUCAAAAUGGGAGCCGUUUUGGGGCUAAUUCCAGCGGCCAGUCUGGCCUGCUGUUGCACGGGAACGGCCUGUUCGUUGUGCUGCUCGCUUUGUCCGUCCUCGCUCAAGUCCAAUUCGACUGCCACUCGGUUCAUGUAUGCACUGAUGCUGGUGCUCGGAGCAAUCGUAGGGGCCAUUAUGUUAGCACCAGGGUUGCAAGACUUUCUUCAGAAAGUACCAUUCUGUGCGAACUCUACAUCGAGCGCAUCGAACAUUAUACCCGGUGGGGAAACGAUCGAUUGUAGCUCGGCCGUUGGAUAUCUGGCUGUGUAUCGUAUCUGCUUCGCACUGGUUUGCUUCUUCGCUCUAUGGGCAGUAAUGAUGAUUGGGGUGCGUUCGUCCAAGGAUGGACGUGCUGCACUGCAGAAUGGUUUCUGGGGCAUCAAGUUCAUGAUCGUCAUCGGCAUUGCGAUCGGUGCGUUCUUCAUCCCAGAGACAGGGUUCGGGCCGACCUGGAUGUGGGUCGGUAUGAUUGGUGGGUUCGCGUUCAUUUUGGUGCAGCUGGUUUACAUUAUCGACUUUGCGCAUAACUGGGCUGAAGCUUGGGUGAGCAACUACGAGGAGGACGAAUCGCGUGGAUGGUUUGCGGCACUUUGCUGUGCCACCGGUGUGCAGUACGUGCUGUCGCUGACCGGUGUUGUGCUGCUGUUUGUGUACUACACCCAGUCGGAUGAUUGCGCGCUGAAUAAGUUCUUCAUCAUCUUCAAUCUGAUUCUGUGCAUCGCUGUGAGCAUUCUGUCGAUCUCGCCGAGCGUGCAGGAGGUUCAACCCAAGUCGGGACUGCUGCAAAGUUCCAUGGUGACGCUGUACACGAUCUAUCUGACCUGGUCGGCCGUUGCCAACAAUCCGGACGCCGAAUGUAAUCCCGGAUUUUUGGGCAUCAUUGGGGAAAAGUCGAGCAAGGUGCAUUUCGACAAAACGAGUAUCGUCGGCCUGAUCAUCUGGCUGCUGUGCAUCCUCUACUCUUCCAUGCGCUCGGCCAGCAACGUUUCGCAGUUUUCCGAUCCGGAAAAGCAAGAUCUUACAGCAACUCUUAGCGACGAUGGUUCGAGCGGUGCCCGUGGCAGCGAGGUACGAGACAACGAGGAGGAAGCCGUCGCAUACAAUUGGUCCCUGUUCCAUAUUGUUUUCAUAACGGCCACCCUGUACGUGAUGAUGACGCUUACCAACUGGUAUCAGCCAAACUCUUCCCUCGACACGCUGAACGCGAAUGCUGCUUCCAUGUGGGUAAAGAUGGUCUCGAGCUGGAUGUGCGUGGCACUGUACGGAUGGACUAUGGUCGCUCCGAUGGUACUUACCGACCGUGAAUUCAACUAAG